Messenger RNA from Ramularia collo-cygni, 1146 nucleotides. RefSeq names its product probable porphobilinogen synthase. The record is from RefSeq and is a predicted model, not a curated record. The coding region runs from base 1 to 1146 and encodes 381 amino acids. Gene Ontology annotation, cellular component: cytosol. The transcript has a single exon. Gene Ontology annotation, biological process: heme biosynthetic process. Lineage: Eukaryota; Fungi; Ascomycota; Dothideomycetes; Mycosphaerellales; Mycosphaerellaceae. Gene Ontology annotation, molecular function: zinc ion binding; porphobilinogen synthase activity.
AUGUCCUUCUCCAACCUGGUCAACGACCUGAGUCUUCGCGACCGCCACCCCUCGAACUCGAUCGCAACGAACAGCGGCUCGGUACGCGACAAUCGGUCGACAUACUCCCGCGCCCGCUCCUAUGCCUCGACGGCCGCCACCAGCGUCAGCAUUAGCGGCGACAUCUCCAGCCAGCUGCAUGGCGGCUACUCACAUCCCCUCACUCGCGCCUGGCAGGCGGAGCGGCAGUUGACCAAGAGCAUGCUCAUCUACCCCAUCUUCGUUACCGACAACCCUGACGAGGAGACGUCCAUUCCGAGUCUGCCCAACCAGAAGCGCAUGGGCCUCAACCGCCUGGUUCCCUUCUUGCAGCCACUCGUUGCCAAGGGUCUGAAGAGUGUCAUCGUAUUUGGAGUGCCUCUCGCGCCCACCGCCAAAGAUGCUCUGGGCACGUCCGCAGAUGACCCACAAGGACCUGUCAUCUCCGCCAUUCGUCUCCUCAGACGCGCAUUCCCCCGCCUGUUCAUCGUCGCCGAUGUCUGUCUCUGCGAGUACACCUCACACGGUCACUGUGGUAUUCUCCACGAAGACGGCUCACUCAACAACUCACUCUCCGUCGAUCGCGUUUCGGACGUCGCCAUGGCGUAUGCUGAAGCUGGCGCACAUUGCGUUGCUCCCUCUGACAUGAACGACGGCCGCAUCCGCGCUAUCAAACUCAAGCUCAUCGAAGCCGGCAUGGCGCACCGCAUUGUUCUCAUGUCCUACUCCGCGAAGUUCAGCGGCUGUCUCUACGGUCCCUUCCGCGAUGCUGCAGGCUCAUGUCCCAGCUUCGGCGACCGCAAGUGCUACCAACUGCCGCCGGGCGGACGAGGACUGGCGAGGAGAGCGAUCCAGCGAGACAUCGCAGAGGGUGCGGACAUCAUCAUGGUCAAGCCUGCGACACAGUACUUGGACAUCAUUUCCGACGCCAAGGAGAUUGGCAAGGACAUGCCCGUGGCCGCUUACCACGUCAGCGGAGAGUACGCCAUGGUGCAUGCGGCUGCAAAGGCCGGAGUUUUCGAUCUGAAGACGAUGGCUUUUGAGGUCACCGAGGGUAUUCUUCGGGCCGGCGCYACAAUUGUAGUGUCGUACUUCACUCCAGAGUUCCUGGAUUGGCUGGAGACGUAG